Molecule: messenger RNA, 1098 nt
Organism: Varanus komodoensis (Komodo dragon)
Lineage: Eukaryota; Metazoa; Chordata; Lepidosauria; Squamata; Varanidae
Gene: DRAXIN
Product: dorsal inhibitory axon guidance protein
Exons: 5
Coding region: 36-1076 (346 amino acids)
Biological process (GO): Wnt signaling pathway; axon guidance
Cellular component (GO): extracellular region
Source: RefSeq, a predicted model, not a curated record
UCCUUCAUCGCAGGCGAGGCACCUCUGCUGGGAACAUGGCCUGGCAUGUGCCCGUCGCUUCCUCCCGCAUCCUCCUCUUCUUCCUUCUGACCGCCGUCCCUCUGGGCUCGCUCGACCCGGGGCCCGUCAUGGCUUCCGGCCUCGCCGAGAUGGGCAACAGCUUUCCGAGCGGAGAUCUCUGGGCGCAUCAGCCACGGACCGCCACGCACCACCGGAGGCACGGCCUCAGCGAGCACACACGGAUGCACCGCAGGAUGCCCUCCAGGGCCCGGGGGGCCAGGGAAGGGGGUCCGGCACUGCGCCCCAGCUGGUCCCCCGCGGGGGGAGAGCCGGGGCUGACGGAGCCGCCUGCCAGCCUCCGGCAGAAGGACAUCUUCCUGGGGUUCGAGUUCCCGUACCCGGAGCAAGAGAACCACGCCCCUGGCUCGGAGAGGGGGAAGAGGCCUAGCCGGGAACACCGCCGGCACAGCCGCCGGGAGAGGCUGAAGCAGCCCCGAGGAAAAGCUUCUGUCGCAGGCCCAAGCGCGCUGUAUAAGAAGUCCGAAAGCUUUGCAGAGCAGUUCCACGCGCUCCAGGCCGAAAGCUCCUCCGCCGGCUCUUACCCCGCCUCCCUUCUCAGCUCCACGCCCCAGACGUCCAGCGAAGAGCCUCCGGUUCCGCAGGCCACGUCCCCUCGGCCCCGGACCCGCCACGAGGGUGACGUGAUGCCCACGUUUGACAUGACUCUCUUCGACUGGACAGAUUAUGAAGACCUCCGCCCGGACAUGUGGCCAUCGUCCCAGAAAAAGGAAAAACGGCGCAGUAAAAACAGCGGCAAUGAAACCACUCCGGAUGAAGGAGAGCCGUGCGACCAUCACCUGGAUUGUCUCCCAGGAUGCUGCUGUGACUUGCGGGAGCACCUCUGCAAACCGUACAACCGGGGCCUGAACAACAAGUGUUACGACGACUGCAUGUGUGCGGAAGGCUUUCGCUGCUAUGCUAAAUUCCACCGCAACCGGAGAGUGAGCAGACGAAAAGGCCGCUGCAUCGAGCCAGAUUCCGCCGACGGAGAUCAAGGGUCCUUUCUUAACGUGUAGAAGCUGCUUGCUUGCCGGCGGG